AUGUUCAUCCGAAGCCGAUCGAUGAUGGAGACUCUUGACUUUGUGGCGGUGGCUUCAUCUUUGUAUGCCCUCUCUUUCCAACAUGUAUUGUCUCGCCAUGCAGCGCGCGGGUGGGAGCAGGGCCUGUGCGCCAUGAGCCACACUCCUAUAGGCGGCCACCCGCAAGGUUGGGAGCACAAGCUUGCAGACAGGUCGUCGCUGCCGCCUGCGUCAGGGGAGGAGAAAAGCAAAUCUCAGUCCAGACAUGUGUUCACACAACCACAUAUUUCUAAAACGGGUAUGGCGUCGUGGCGCGAGGAGACGGAGGGCUCGUCGGGCAGCUCCGUGCGCUCGCCCGCCUCGCCGCCCUACAUCCGGUGGGCGCGCACCUUGCACCAUCUGCUUGAGGACGCAGAGGGCGUACGCCUGUUCCGCAAGUUCGUGGGCGGCGCGGGCGGCCUGCACGUGGACCGCCUCAACUUCUACUUCGCGGUGCAGGGCCUUCGCCAGGAGACCGAGCCUAACAAGAUACGGCAGGUCGUCUCCGCGAUAUACAAGUUUUUGCGCAAGUCUCAGCUAGCGAUGCCGGAGGAGCUGAAGCAGCGCGUGAAGCAGAGCCUCAAGGACGGCACCAACAUCGAGAAGACCAUCUUCGACAAUAUGGAACAAGAGGUGACCCGAGCGAUAACAGAGUCCACGUACCAGGCGUUCCUGCGCUCGGAGGCGUACGUGUCGUACGUGAGCGCGGCCACGCAGCCGCUGUCCUCGCCCGACGCGUCGCCGCCGCACUCGAAAGAGAUGUGCGUGGGCGGGCUGGCCACGCUGCACGAGGGGCAGGAGCUGAGCGCGAGCGUGGGCGCGCGCCUCACGCACGACGCGCUGCUCGCCACGCAGUCGCGCCGCCUGCACUGCGACGCCGCGCCGCACCGCAAGCGCUCGGUGUACAGCGCGCACGUGUCGUACGCGGGCUACACGCCGGCCUCGCGCCAGGACUCGGAGCGCGCCAGCCUCAGCAGCGGCCGCACCGACAGCGACGCCGUCUCGCUGUCCGGCAGCAGUCUCGACGGUAUGUCGGUGCGCGUAGCGCGCGAGAGCCGCGAGGCGCGCCACCGCCCGCGUCUGUACGGCCUGGACCGGCACGCCGUCAUCAACAAGGACACCGACACUGCCAUGAUGAUCCCGCGCACGCAGCGCGUGCAGUCGGAGCAGCUGCGCGUGCUGCCGCCGGCGGAGUUCGCGCCGCUGCUCAUUGAGAAGCUGGAGCGCGUCAAGCGCGACCAGGAGAACAAGGAGCGCCUGGAGCGGAGGCUCGCUGAGGGUGAAGGUGACGACAUGUGCGCGCAGGCACUGCCGCCGCAGCUGGUGGCCGCCGCUAUUCGCGAGAAGCUGCAGCUCGACGACGACAACGACCAGGAUAUACUCGACCAGCACGUGUCGCGCGUGUGGUCGGAGCGCACGCCGGGCGCGUCGCCGCCGGGCGGACGCCGCGCGCGCGGCCGCCACGCGCGCCGCGCCGCCUCCGCGCUGUCCGCCGACUCCGGCCACUACGACGCGCCGCCCGACGCGCACCACCACCCCCACUCGCUCUCUAGGAGGUCGUUCUCUAAGAAGACUGUGACGGAGCUGACGGACAGCGGCGUGUCGGUGGUGAGCUCGGGCGCGUCGGCGGCGGGCGUGGAGCCGCGCAUCCUGCUGUGGAUCGCGGAGGGCUCGGAGCGCGCGCGCGGCCGCGACCUGCCCUCGCGCGGCUCCUCCGCCGACCGCGACGACCUGCGGCGGCGCGACAAGCAGGCGCGCGCACGCGGCACGAGCGGCACGGGCGGCAGCACGGGCAGCAAGUCGAGCGCGGGCAGCGGCGGCGACCACACCGUGGUGGUGGUGAGCUUCCUGGACGAGAGCAUGCCCUACCUGUACAAGGUGCCGGCCGCGCCGCUCACGCUGCGCACCUUCAAGGACUACCUGCCCAGGAAGGGCAACUAUAGAUACUUCUUUAAAACGGAAUGUGCGGAUUUAGACAACACGGUAAUUCAAGAGGAAGUGAGCAACGACUCCGACACACUGCCAUUGUUCGAGGGCAAGGUGAUGGCGCGUGUCAAGAGCAUAGAG
Brenthis ino (lesser marbled fritillary) is the source of this 2085-nucleotide messenger RNA. The record is from the annotation of a GenBank genome assembly. Lineage: Eukaryota; Metazoa; Arthropoda; Insecta; Lepidoptera; Nymphalidae.